Didymella exigua CBS 183.55 is the source of this 1561-nucleotide messenger RNA. RefSeq lists its product as uncharacterized. Lineage: Eukaryota; Fungi; Ascomycota; Dothideomycetes; Pleosporales; Didymellaceae. The record is from RefSeq and is a predicted model, not a curated record. The coding region runs from base 246 to 1496 and encodes 416 amino acids. The transcript has 2 exons.
UGUAUCGUAGCGCGCUUCCGCUGCACGUGCUGCCAUGGCGCACAUACAAGAGUACCACAGCCCCAGCGAGCCCUACACCUCUCCAUCGCAGCCUCGACUGCAGCCUCGGUCGCAGUUCUUCUACGACAUCAACAACAGAUCUGUGGCUGCGUGUCCUCAGGGUUCAAUGGCGCAAUCCUCCCUCGUAAAUAUCCCAGGCACCUGCAGCUUCGCGAGUACUGACUUUGAGACAGCAAAGCCCCUUCAUGCCAGACACUAAUAUGUCGCGGUUACAGUGGCCGAUAUCGCAAAACUUCAUGUCCGGCAACACGGUCUCCGCGUCAAACCCGCUGUGGGCACAGCAAGUGGCCUCCGGCCACGAUAUGGUGUGGACCGGACAGUUUAACGAGCCGCACCUCAACGAAUCCAUGUUGUCAAACCACGAGAUGGUGUACAGCCAUAACGCUAGUCAUAGCAUUCUCAACAAGGCAGUGGACUUCGGCAAUUCAUCAUUCUGGCCCUCGAGCGGCGUACCGAACAUGGCGCUGAGCUCAAGCACGGACACAUUGCUGUCGCCCGUCAGCCCAUUCAGCGAUGUGAAGCAUACGUAUAGCCCUGGCUCAGACUGCAGUUUAGCAACUCCUCGCCGCGGCACAGCGAGCUAUAGUGUGAACGGACCGAUGAAAGUAUCGUCGCCAGACUUCGCACCACCCACGCCCCAGUCAGCAAUUCAGCAGUACCAGGAGAGCGCUGCUACACAGCACGAGUUUGGCGUUCAUAUGCCGUCGACGGGAGCAUAUUCCAUGAGCAAAACUUUCGACGACACGAAACUGUACGAUUCGGGGCACUCGUACGAUCAGUCGCAGAGCAGCAGUCCUGGCAUGUCGCCUUGGUACCCUCCUGGCUAUGUCGAACGAAAGGCAGCGAUCGCUCAGGACCCUCAGCCGGCAGACACACCGUUGUUCGACCGCCGGCCUAACUCGUACCUUGCACCACUCGAGCGCAGCUCGCGACAGCGACAAGAGCAGUGGAGCAACAAGAACGCUGUCCCCGCGCAGAGCCAUUUUCAGACCAGGUUUAUGGCGCCUCCGUCCGACAGCGAGAAAGCGCAACGCUCAGAGGACGACAAGGUCUUGCUGGAGAUGAAGCGUGACGGCUACACAUACAAGGACAUUCGCAAACGACUCGAUCGCAAGGUAGCCGAAUCCACUCUCCGUGGUCGCUACAGGUCUUUGACCAAACCCAGAAGCGCCCGUGUUCGGUCCCCGAAGUGGCAAGAAAUUGAUAUAACGCUGAUGAAACGUUAUGUACAAGACGAAUUCGAUAAGCUCGAUGUGAGCCAGCCUUCCCUCGAGACGAAGCAGAAGCCAGACAGGAUCCCUUGGGCGAAGGUCGCCGACAGGAUGGCAGCGACCGGCGGAUCGUACAAAUUUGGCGCUGCCACGGUGAAGAGGGUGUGGCGCGAGACCUCUCAGCCUGCUUCGUUACGGUCGUCUGAUCGACGCAGCCGAGCGUAGUCGAAGUCGCUAGAGGGAGAUCUUGUCUGCUCUGUAAGGCUUCGACGCUCUCUUGAUCGACCGUG